AUGAAACUAGCAGGCUUUUUGAUGAAGUUGCGGAGCGAACAGGUCACGAUAGAACUCAAAAAUGGAACGACCGUUUGGGGCACGCUACAGACAGUCUCUCCGCAGAUGAACGCGACCCUGACGGAUGUCCGACUAUCGCUACCCGCCAAGGCGCCAAAGUCUGCACUGGCCUCUGUAUAUCUCACGGGCUCAGCCCCGGAGAGCGACGCGUCACAGGAAGACAGAAGAACUGCGUCGCUGCAAUACAUAAACAUACGCGGUAACACCAUCCGGCAGAUCAUCCUGCCCGAUUCCCUGAAUCUGGACGCCUUACUGGUAGAUAAGAACGAGAUAAAUAGGCUGAAACGCUCUGGGAAGGUAGUCAACGACCCCAACCGCAAAAGAAGGAUCGAGCACCACAGCAGCUCGACGAAGAGGGUCAAAAGGGCACUGUAA
This is a messenger RNA of Eremothecium gossypii ATCC 10895, 435 nucleotides long. It is a transcript of the gene SMD1, whose product is annotated as mRNA splicing protein SMD1. Gene Ontology annotation, biological process: spliceosomal snRNP assembly; RNA processing. The transcript has a single exon. Gene Ontology annotation, cellular component: U2 snRNP; precatalytic spliceosome; pICln-Sm protein complex. The coding region runs from base 1 to 435 and encodes 144 amino acids. The record is from RefSeq and is marked provisional. Lineage: Eukaryota; Fungi; Ascomycota; Saccharomycetes; Saccharomycetales; Saccharomycetaceae. Gene Ontology annotation, molecular function: RNA binding.